Molecule: messenger RNA, 4532 nt
Organism: Caenorhabditis auriculariae
Lineage: Eukaryota; Metazoa; Nematoda; Chromadorea; Rhabditida; Rhabditidae
Source: the annotation of a GenBank genome assembly
AUGAACCUCUUCAAUGCAUCGGUUUUUUCAUUGUUUCCCCAAUUUUUCCAAAAUACAGAAAUUGCAGAACGAACUAAUACGAAACCUGAACAUCGCAUCAGGCGGAGUCAAUUUUUCCGUGAUGCCUUUGGCUUCUGAUCAAAAGAAUGAAAUGUUUGGACAAAACUUCUAAAAAAAUUAAUUUUUUUAAAAAAACUUUCCAGGGUCAAGAUCUUACAAACUGGAGAAAUAAUGGUAGUGGGCCUUGAGGAAAGCGAAAUAGUACACGAAUACGCCGACUCAAACAGCUUUCGCUUUGUAGGGGUGAGAAUCUUCUCAAGUUGUGUAUUCAGAAAGAAACUUUUCAGCUCUCCUACACGCUUGGGAGGUUAGAGAAGAUAGGCGGAUUCGUGUUCGCUCAGCCAACAAAUCUGGAGAAGAAGAGAACGUAGGCCAAUGAUUCAAAGUCGAAGUUUGAUAACUUAUUAUCUUUUGAGAGUCAUUGCGAAUUUCUUCGUCGAAGUUCUCAAGGUAUUUUACCAAGAAGCUCAUCAGCUCCCUAGUCGGAUAGUCGUCCAGAGCUCUCGUUACAACAACGAGCUUUUCGACACCGUAAGUUCUCGAGCAUGGAAAAUCAAGUGCCAAAAUGAAACGAUUGAAUUUUCACCAAUUCGUUGGAAACUCAAAUUUUCAACUGAAUUCAACAACGGAGGGCUUAAUUUUUCUUGUGCCUACGUCCAAACCUUUCUCAAGUCCAUAUAAUCCAAAUUUAUAACACCAAACGUUACCAUUUUUCCACCCCUCGACUCAAAUUCUAAACUCAAAUUUAUAGGCAUCGUUCUUGAAAACGAUAGCAAAAGCUCUGAGAGAGUGCCACGAUUUCAAGGUUUUCAACUACCGAAGACCUUAUGCCCCAGAGCUCUUUUUGGUGGGAUCCAUGCCGAACCACGGCUCGAAGUGCGUUUUUUUUUUUUUGAAGUUUAAAACUGCAACGAAUUUUUCAGAUUCGCCGUGAAAAGGGAGCAAGGGAGGCCAGGAAUUGGAACUUUCGGAUCGUCACGAAAGUUUUAUUCGGGACCUGAAUUUAGCUCUUUCUGGGUCUCAAAGGAAGUCGACGAGGACGUCGGUUCUUUUUUUCUGUUUUUAAUAUUCUUUUGAAAACCUUUCGAUGGAAAUCGUUUUUCAGAUCUACUCUCCGCCGGAGUUGUACUUGCUCAGUAAGUACCGUGGAGUCGUGUCGGAAGAAGAGGAAACGUUGAUGGGAAUGCUUCUUUUGACUCUUUCUGUUGAUCAGACGACGGGCAAACCGGAAAAGGGAACGACUGUCGCCAGAGCGGCAUGCACCCUCUCCCAAUUCUCGGGCGAAACGCUCCUCAGCGUUUUGUGAGUUUUUUUCCAACUUCAAUAAUUAUAACGCAAUUUCUCUAAGACUUUAUUGAGUAACGUUUCCUGAUCGUUAGCAGUACAAGGAAACCGACUUUCGAAAAUCCGCCAACAUCUCCUGCCGAGUCUUCUAGAAUUAAAAACGUUACUAACUCCUUUAAGUUGGAAUUUAGUUUAGCUUUUUGCCAGCCCUACCUUCCUGAAGUUAGAACUUAUUUAUAACUGAUUAUCCGUGCUUUGCUUGCUGAGUAAGCAAAAUAAAAGUUUGAUAAAGUAACAGUAUUUUUAGAACUUGAUCCAUUUGCAGAGAAAACAAGAGGCUCGUCAGAGAAUGGACCAUCAACGAUCAAAUUACCCACACCAUGACGAAAAAGCGACGGCCUUUCUGGAUGUGAAAAGUAACUCUUUCCCAGUUCUUCAUUUUCUUUGUCCUUUGUUUCGUUUCCUGAUAUAACCGGUGCUCCUUUCGCCACCAAUCCGUUGUUUUUACCCAUUUGUUUUUCAUCGUGAUUUUUUUUAAAAAUCUUCUACCGUUUUCUUUUUCCCACCUAUUGAAUUUGAUCCCUAUCUAUUUGUUCCAUAGGCAAAGUCGGAAGGGUGAAAAUGACUCCUUAUUUGCGCCAUUUUAUCGGCUUUUAUGCAGCAUUUUGCUGCCCCUCCCCCUUUCCCACCAUUUCUUGAGCCUUUGAAGCUGUAGAGAAAAAAGGAAAGGUUUCAAAAUGGGACUCUGUUUUCUGCCCUUCUGCAGUCUUUAUUCAAACUCCAAUGUAUUUUUUCAAUCAACAAUUUACCAAUUCCUUUUGAAACAUAUUCCUUUAUGUGAACUUGAAAAGCCGAAAAGUUCCGUAGCGCCAAUGAUAUUUUUUUCUUGUUGUAGAGCAUAAUAAUUAUGAACAUUGAUUGUAUUAGUUUCCAUUAUCAAACCUAUAGUAAAUUUUUGUUUGCAUUUAAUUUUUUUCUCAAAAAAAUAAUGCGCAUUGAAAAGUUGAAAGGAAGAGAAAGGAAAUUUAGAAAUCAAAAAGUUAAAAAAUAAUCAAUUGAAAAAUUUGAUCUCGAAAGUCAUCAGAAUGAACUGAAAAUUGGCAAAAAGAGAGAAAGAUCAUAAAGGCUUCAUGAGAAUUUGAGUCAAACCUUCUGUUUUGAGCCAACUUGACCACAGAUUAAUUUUGGCAUGAACUCACUUUUUCUCUUAAGAUUACUUGGAAAAAAAAAACAUACCUAUAGAAAGUCGCUUUCCGUUCUGAUCCUGGUGUCAUCUGCGUCCAACUGUACCCGACUUCUUCUGGUCUUGGAUGAUUUCAUCUUUGACCCGGAUUUGCUAUCACAAGUUCGUAGUCACUAUGUUUCUCCAAUCUUGAACAACCGCUGAAGCUGAUAUUCAAUCUUCCCAUUUUUAACAAGAUUACCUUACAGUCAAUUGUUUUUGUAGCUUAAACUAGUCCAUGGGAAACUGUCGACUCUGAAAAUUUUACUUGAAAGUUGAAUCAAAAGUGUUUUUUAAGGCUUUUGAAACGAUUUUUUUCAAAUUCGUUCAUGGAUUCGAACAAAAAACGGUCAGGUCUUCUUUUCUUUAAAGUUUUCUUUUAACAUGAUUCGUCGAAAUUCGCUGAGAAAAGACGGGGAUCUAAAAAUAUAGUAUAUGGAUAGUCAACUGUUCAAUAGAAACAACUUGAAUCAAAAAAAAUGAGGGGCCACCUCUUUUAAGCGGAUUUUUUUGUCAAUUGCAAUUUGUCAGGUCCGGCCACGACGUUCUCGUGUAAUUUGAUUUGCCUGAAAAAUGAUUGAUAUGAAAUUAGAAAGUGUUGGGCCUCAUUUAUAAAUUAAAAUUUUCGAAUUGCAUCAGAAAAUUCAAUUUGGUUUUUAGUUACGCAAAUUUUUUUCUUACAAGAGGACAAAAAAAAAAUACAAAACAACGAAAAAUAAACUAGAGAGCUCAAAAAUUGAAAAAUUUUAACUUUAAAAAGUUUUUUAGUGUUUCCACUAGCUCUACCUAUCACGUCAUAUGACCCAUUAUUUUAUUCAGAACAAAAAUUUCAUUUUCUGCAAAAAAAAAACGUGAACUUCGUGACGAGGCGUCAAUUUCUUGAUAUCGAAAAAAAUAACACGUACAAAAAACCACGUGGCAACGUGUCAUUUCUACUUGUACGGCUUGGGUUUAAAUGUUGUUCUUGCUUCCCUCACGUUUCGUCUUGCUCCUGGAUUCAACUUUAAGAUGAGUUUUUAACUUCCAUGAAACUUCUAACUUUCAAAAUUAGUUUCUGAUUCGUAAGCGCUAGUAGAUUAGGCCCGCGGGACUCCCGGAGUGCCGAUCCUUUUUGCUUGCAAAUUGGAUACGCAAAGUCACGCCAAAGCCCAUUCCUGUGGCCGAGGCAUAAACUGUUGGCAGCGCGAUGCUGACAAAGCGAUGAUGGGACCCCCGCGGAAAAUGCCGUCACGGCUUUCGGCGUCUAGGAAUCUUAGUUCUGACAAGGCCGAGCGGAGCUCUAGCGCACCGCCUAGUUAGUUCUUUUGACUGUAUAAAUGUUCCCUAACUUACUUAAGACUUCAUAUAGCUAAUCAGUCAAAAUAUUGCGAUUCUAAUAAUGCAAUCGACUUGCUUUUCUCAAUUUUGAAUUCAUUGCAGGAAGCUUUCAACGAACGAGGUCAAUCCAUGGAGGAUCGGCCACAACUUCAAAUACUUCAAACAAAGCAGUUUGAUCUCUCAAAAAUUCUUUUUCAGUUGCUUUUUCUUCAGAAAGAAUUUUGGAGAAUACGAUCGGAAAGUGGAGAUCAACUACUACUGGAAAAAAUGAUGUGAGGUUUUAAACGUUUAGUUUCGAGAAAUUUUAUGGUGAGGAAAAAGGAAGGCCAUUAUCCAUCGUUUCGAAUUUGCCCGAGAUAUAUAAACUUUGAAAAAAAAUGUGGUUGUUGAAAACUCUCACGCCAGAUUUGGCGGUUUUAUUCAGUUUGAUCAAUUUUUUAUCGCGAGCGCGAUAAAUAAUCGAUUAUGAUUCAAGACCGCAGACACUGUGGCUGCGAAAAAAAUGAUUUAACUCUACGAGAAGCUCUUUUUGAUUCAACUUUUCAAUUUAUAUCCUUUUUUCCGCAUUUGCAUUCGUUCAUCUUCUAAAAUUCAGUUAAUCGCGUCUGCCUUCGUCAAUCAAAUUCUCUACGAAUUUUUCGCGGUCUGA